AAAACACUUGGGCCUAGAAGAGAGGAGUGCUCCAUAGAAUGAGGGAAAGAGAGUGAAGAGAUUAUGAAGCUUGUGGCCUGACUAGCCAUCCACAAAACAGGUGACUUGGCUCAGGAUCCACGGCCUAGACCCAGCCACCACGAAAUAGCUUAUGGAGGAGCCCCAAGAGCCACUGGCCAAGCAAGCUCUCCCCUGUGGAGGGAGGAGCAGCACGUGAGCAGGGCGCUGCAGCAGGAGUGGACAUGAAUGCUGGCUUCCAGAAAGAGCAGCGUUUCACUUUUGGUCAUCGGAAGUGGUGCCUUCAGCGCAGAAGAGCGCGAUUUCUCCUCUGAGACCGCUGAUCUCCAUCACAGCCGUAGAGGGGAGAAGAGGUGGGGACGGAGCCACCCCAGCAUCCAAAGCGGCUUCUCUCAAGCCAGAACCAGGGAUGACUGGGCCAUGGACACAGAAGUCUCCAACCUUCGGCCAUUUGCAUAGCACACAGGGGACUUGUGGGGGCCACCUGCCACUGCCAGUGAAACCCAUUCAAUGGCAAUACUGACAUCCUUCAUGCCGUUUUCACGACAGACACUCAGGCAGGAAGCGCCGGCGUGCUUUCUGUCUGCAGAGUAGAGGGCCCUGCCUGACCAACAUGAACGGCGCAGGCCCCGAGACCUACUCUGAGUUCACUUGCAGCCACUGACACUUGCAAAAAAUCAAACCAACUCCCAAAGCCAUUGUAGGGUUGGCUUCCAUAGCUCUUGACCAAUGUGGCCAAAGCUGGACACCUCGGGACACUUGGGUUAUUCGUAAAUGCAACCUGCCUCACCUCCCAGAACAGCAUCUGAAGUCUCUGUAAAGGUCAUGGAUCCUGAACAAAGUGUCAAGGGCACCAAGAAGGUUGAUGGAAGUCCCCGGAAGCGGCUGACCAAGGGAGAGGCCAUUCAGACGAGCAUUUCCUCCAGCACGCCGUACCCAGGCAGUGGCACCACUGCCCCCCAAGAAAGCACCCCCCAGGAGCUCCUAGCCCCGCAGCCCUUCCCAGGCCCCUCAUUGGUUGUUAGGGAGGGCUCUCAGGAGAAAACAAGCGUACAACAGAAGCCCCCCAGGAGGCCUUCCAUUGAGACCUCAGUUCACAUCUCGCAGCUUCCGCAGCACCCCAUGACACCAGCAUUCAUGUCUCCCAGCAAACCAGAGCAUCUCCUAGAGGGGUCCACGUGGCAGCUGGUCGAUCCCAUGAGACCGGGACCCUCAGGCUCCUUUGUGGCUCCUGGACUCCAUCCGAAGAGCCAGCUCCUCCCAUCCCAUACCUCCAUCCUUCCCCCUGAGGACCUGACUGGCAUCCCCAAGGUUUAUGUGUCCCGUCCCUCACAGGUGUCCCUGAAACCUACAGAAGAGGGACACAAGAAGGAGAGGAAACCUCAGAAGCCAGGCAAGUACAUCUGCCAGUACUGCAGCCGGCCCUGUGCCAAGCCCAGCGUGCUCCAGAAGCACAUCCGCUCACACACAGGCGAGAGGCCCUACCCCUGUGGCCCCUGUGGCUUCUCCUUCAAGACCAAGAGUAACCUCUACAAGCACAGGAAGUCUCAUGCCCAUCGUAUCAAAGCUGGCCUGGCUUCGGGUGCAGGAGGUGAGAUGUACCCCCCAGGGCUAGAGAUGGAGAGGAUCCCUGGGGAGGAGUUUGAGGAACCCACCGAGGGAGAAAGCACAGACUCCGAAGAUGAAACUGGCACCACAUCCGGUCCCCCAACAGAGGUUCCCUCCAGACCUAAACACCCUCUCCUCUCCAGCAGCUUGUAUAGCUCCGGGAGCCACAGUUCUAGCCAUGAACGUAGCUCCUUGUCCCAGUCCAGCACAGCGCCAUCGCUCGAGGACCCCAGCCCAUUUGCAGAACCCUCAUCUGAGCAUCCCUUGAGCCAUAAACCAGAAGACACCCACACCAUUAAGCAGAAGCUGGCACUCCGCCUGAGUGAGAGGAAGAAGGUGAUUGAUGAGCAGGCGUUUCUGAGUCCUGGGAGCAAAGGAAGUACGGAGUCUGGGUAUUUCUCACGCUCUGAGAGCGCUGAGCAACAGGUCAGCCCCCCCAACACCAAUGCCAAGUCCUAUGCCGAGAUCAUCUUCGGCAAGUGUGGGCGGAUCGGACAACGGACAUCUAUGCUGACAGGCACCUCCACCCAGCCCCUGCUGCCUCUGUCUGCCGAAGAUAAGCCUAGCCUGGUGCCUUUGUCUGUGCCCCGGACACAGGUGAUUGAGCACAUCACAAAACUCAUCACCAUCAACGAGGCUGUGGUGGACACCAGCGAGAUCGACAGCGUAAAACCCAGGAGGAGCUCACUGACGAGACGCAGCAGUGUGGAGUCCCCGAAAUCCAGCCUCUACAGGGAGUCGCUGACUUCCCAUGGGGAGAAGACAAAGCCAGAACAAUCGCUGCUGGGCCUCCAGCACCCGCCCAGCUCCACUCCCCCUGUGCCUCUCCUAAGAAGCCACUCAAUGCCUUCUGCUGCUUGCACCAUCAGCACCCCCCAUCACACCUUCCGAGGGAGCUACUCCUUUGAUGACCACAUCGCUGAUCCGGAGGGCCCUAGCCGCAACAGUCCUGCGUUCACCUCCCACCCACGGAUGCUGAAGCGCCAGCCGGCAAUCGAGCUUCCUUUGGGAGGUGAGUUCAGUUCCGAAGAGCCUGGACCAAGCAACAAAGACCCUGCCUCCAAGCCCUCCGAUGAACCAGAACCCAAGGAAAGUGACCUCACCAAAAAGACCAAGAAGGGCAUGAAAACAAAAGGUGUCAUCUACGAAUGUACCAUCUGUGGUGCUCGGUACAAGAAACGGGAUAAUUACGAGGCUCAUAAGAAGUACUACUGCUCUGAGCUCCAGAUCACAAAGCCUCAUUCCGCAGGUGCUCCUGAAGCUGAAAAGACCCAGGUAGAACCUGAGCCCUGGUCCCAGAUGAUGCAUUAUAAACUGGGAGCCACCUUGGAACUCACUCCACUGAGGAAGAGGAGGAAGGAGAAGAGCCUUGGCGAUGAGGAGGAGCCACCUGCCUUUGGUAGCUCUGGGCCAUCAGACGCUGCUAGGAAUCUUCCCCUAGAGUCCACCAAGUCACCAGCAGAGCCAAGUAAACCAGUGCCCUCUUUGGAGGGACCCACGGGCUUCCAGCCAAGGACUCCCAAGCCAGGGGCUGGAUCAGAACCAGGGAAGGAGAGGAGAACAACAUCCAAAGAAAUUUCUGUCAUCCAGCACACCAGUUCCUUUGAGAAAUCUGACCCUCUCGAGCAGCCCAGCAGUGUGGAAGGAGAAGACAAACCCUUGGCCCAGUUCUCAUCCCCACCACCUACUCCUCAUGGACGCUCCACACAUUCCCUGCAGCCUAGGUUGGUCCGCCAGCCCAAUAUUCAGGUUCCCGAGAUCCUGGUGACUGAAGAACAUGACCGGCCUGACACAGAGCCUGAACUGCCCCCAAAGGAGCCCGAGAAGACUGAGGAAUUCCAGUGGCCCCAGCGCAGCCAGACACUGGCACAGCUCCCCGCCGAGAAGCUGCCACCCAAGAAGAAGAGACUUCGCCUGGCCGAGAUGGCACAGUCCUCUGGGGAGUCUAGCUUCGAGUCCUCCGUUCCUCUGUCUCGCAGCCCAAGUCAGGAGAGCAGCAUCUCUCUGAGUGGCUCCAGUCGCUCUGCAUCAUUUGACAGGGAGGACCAUGGGAAAGCUGAGGCCCCAGGGCCUUCAUUGGACACACGCCCCAAACCCUUGGGUACCCAUAUGCUGACUGUCCCCAGCCACCACCCACAUGCCCGAGAAAUGCGGAGAUCAGCCUCAGAGCAGAGCCCCAAUGUGUCCCACUCCACACACAUGACAGAGACUCGAAGCAAAUCCUUUGACUAUGGCAGCUUGUCUCCGACAGGCUCCUCUGCAGCAACCCCCACAGCUCCCCCGACCCCAGCUGCCCCACCAGAAAGAAGAAAAUGCUUUUUAGUAAGACAGGCCUCCCUAAGCAGAGCUCCAGAACUUGAGCCAGAGGCCACCCCUAAGGCAAGACAGGAGAGUGAGGAGCCACAGCCCUCAGCUAACAAGCCUUCUACUAAAAGCUCUGGGCCCCAGAUCUCCUCCACAGCCAUCACACACACUGGGUACCCUGAAGGAGGCAAGAGUCAGGUGCAGGACAGGCCCCCAUUGGGAUCUAGCCCACCCUACACAGAAGCCCUGCAGGUGUUCCACCCCCCUGGUGUCCAGCUGCCCCUGCAAGAGAAGCCUUGCCUGCCCCCACCUGGCUCCCUCUUUUCCUUGCAGCACCUUUUGCAGGAGCCAGGACAGUCCUCUGAGUUCUUCUCCACACAGGCCAUGGCCAGCCUCCUUUCCUCCCCUUACUCUAUGCCCCCACUCCCACCCUCUUUAUUCCAGGCCCCACUGCUUCCUCUGCAGCCUACGGUGCUGCACCCCAGCCAGCUCCAUGUCCCCCAGCUCCUUCCUCACCCCACAAGCAUCCCUUUCCGGGAGCCCCCCUCCUACCUCCCCAUGCCAUGCCCUGCCUCCUCAGACCUCUCCUCUGGAUUUUUCCUCCCUCUGCAAUCUCAGUUUUCCCUGCAGCUCCCUGGUGACAUGGAAAGCCACCUGCCACCAAUCAAAACCAGCCUGGCUCCACUAGUAGCAGGACCUCCUGGUCCCUCCAGCAGCACAGAAUACAGCAGUGACAUCCAGCUGCCCCCAGUGGCUCCCUCAGCCAGCUCUCCAACAACCACUUCAGCCCCACCACUGGCCCUGCCUGCCUGUCCAGACACCAUGGUGCCACUGGUUGUGCCAGUCCGCAUUCAGACCCACAUGCCGUCCUAUGGGAGUGCGAUGUACACCACCCUUUCUCAGAUCUUGGUCACCCAGUCACAAAGCAGCUCAACAAGUAUAGCUCUUGCAAAGUGUGAAGAGCCCCCUUCCCAGGGGUCCUCUGUGUGUGGAGGUGAUGUGUAUGAGACUAGGCCUGGACCAUCUGGGCUAAGUGAGGAGCAAAACAGAAGUUUCCAGACUCCAUACCUACGGGUGCCUGAAAGGAAAGGCACUUCCCUAUCAUCUGAGGGUGUCCUGAGCCUGGAGGGGAGCUCAUCUGCAGUUGGGGGAAGCAAGCGUGUCCUCUCCCCAGCCGGCAGCCUUGAACUUACUAUGGAAACCCAGCAGCAAAAAAGAGUAAAGGAGGAGGAGGCUUCCAAGGCAGAUGAGAAACUGGAAUUGGUGAAACCCUGCAGUGUGGUCCUGACCAGUGCUGAGGAUGGGAAGAGAGCAGAAAAAUCCCACAUGGGCAGCCAGGGCCGGGGCAGGAGGGAAUUGGAUACAUUGUCCAGCCUUCCCUCAGAUGCAUCUGACCCAAAAGAAGUGUCUUCCCUCCCCCAUCCACCAGUGCCCCAUGGGACAGUCUCCAGCUCAGAAUCUUUGAAGGAAUCUGCCCAACCAUCUGGAAAACCUCACCGAAGAGGGUUGCCCUCACUGAGCAUGAAGAAAGAAGAUUCCAAGGAACAGCCUGACCUCCCUCCCCUGGCACCUCUCAGCUCUCUGCCUCCAUCAGACUCUUCCCCCAGAUCAGCCAAGUCACAAGAAGGUACGGACUCAAAGAAGGUACUGCAGUUCCCCAGCCUCCACACGACCACUAAUGUCAGUUGGUGCUAUUUAAACUACAUUAAGCCAAAUCACAUCCAGCAUGCAGAUAGGAGGUCCUCUGUUUACGCUGGUUGGUGCAUAAGUUUGUACAACCCCAACCUUCCAGGGGUUUCCACUAAAGCUGCUUUGUCCCUCCUGAGGUCUAAGCAGACAGUGAGCAAAGAGACAUACACCAUGGCCACUGCUCCGCAUCCUGAGACAGGAAGGCUGGUGCCAUCCAGCUCCCGCAAGCCUCGCAUGACAGAGGGGCACCUCCCGUCGCUGGUUUCCCCAGAGGGCCAGACAGACCCAGCUAGAGCAGAGAAGGAGGAGGAGAAGCGAGGGAAGCCCGAGGAGGACGCUCCCGCCUCCAAGAGGGGAGAGCCGGCGAGGAUCAAAAUCUUCGAAGGAGGGUACAAAUCAAACGAAGAGUAUAUAUAUGUGCGAGGCCGUGGCCGAGGGAAAUAUGUUUGUGAGGAAUGUGGAAUUCGCUGCAAGAAGCCGAGCAUGCUGAAGAAACACAUCCGCACCCACACUGACGUCCGGCCCUAUGUGUGCAAGCACUGUCACUUUGCUUUUAAAACCAAAGGGAAUCUGACUAAGCACAUGAAGUCGAAAGCCCACAGCAAAAAGUGCCAAGAGACGGGGGUGCUGGAGGAGCUGGAAGCCGAAGAAGGAACCAGUGAUGGCCUGUUCCAGGACUCGGAGGGGCGAGAGGGCUCCGAGGCCGUGGAGGAGCACCAGUUUUCGGAUCUGGAGGACUCUGACUCCGACUCGGACCUAGAUGAAGAUGACGAGGAGGAUGAGGAAGAAAGCCAGGACGAGAUUUCCAGGCCGUCCUCGGAGGCAGCCCCGCUUGGCCUGCCAGCCAUGCCACAGGACAACUCCUCGCCUGUUGAGGGUCCUCUGCCCCCAGAUGCCACCUCUGACGAAGAGGCCCCACAAGGCAGCUCGGUCUCAGAAGCCAAGCACUUGACAGCCAGCAGUCGCUCCACGUCCAGCCAGGGUACCUCAGGCCUUCCCAGGUUGGGGUUGACCCCCCUGGGCCCUGUGGAGAAGGAAGCAGGCUCAGCCCUAAAUUCCAAGGCCAUGUCCCCUGGAAGGCCAUGGUCCCCGAGCGGAGAAGCAGGCAGCCGACCCCCACUCACCCACAAACACUCACUCGCCACAGAUGACUUGUCUCCCCAGCAGUGUUCACCGGCCCUAGAACUGCAGACCUCUGUCAUGAGCACACCUGGCCCCCAGAUGGGACCAGAAAGGGACACAGGCCCCCCUCCUUGUGGGUCUCCAAGACUGGAGCUGUCACCUCUCACUCCCCACCCCCUGGGAAGAGAGGUGUCCUCCCGAGCACAGCUGUCCCCUGAACUUAAGGGCGCCACAAAUCCAGGCGCCCCCAGAUCCUCUCCCACUAGGAGGUGGUCUCCAGGUCAGGCUGCACCACCACCAUGGUCAGUGCUGCCAGGGAAGUGGGUCUUGACUGGGCCAAGCAGCCUCUCCACGGGCCAGCAUGGCCCAAGCUCAGGGCCAGCUCCAUGGGCUCUCUUCCCGCCCACGCCUCUACCUCACAAGUUUCUUGGCAGAAGCCCUGAGACCUGUACAUCCACAUGGCAGAAGGCCGAGGCCCAAAGCGCACCCUGCUCUCCGGGCCAUGCUCCUCCACUCUCCUCCAGACACUUCUCUGCCCCGCAUGACUUCCACCUCCCGGCUCGUGGUGAGACCCUCUUCAGCCAUCUGCCUCUGCACUCCCAGCACCUGAGCCGAGCCCCCUGCCCCCUGAUUCCAAUCGGAGGGAUUCAGAUGGUGCAAGCCAGGCCAGGCGCCCACACCACCCUACUGCCUGGGCCUUGCGCGGCCUGGGUCAGUGGCUUCUCAGGCAGUGGCAGUGACCUGACGGGGGCACGAGAGGCUCAGGAGCGAGGCCGCUGGAGUCCCACCCAGAGCUCGCCAGCAUCCGUGUCCCCGGUGGCCAAAGUCUCCAAGUUCACACUCUCCUCAGAGCUGGAGGACCAGGACUACCCCAGGAAAGAGGAGAGGACAGACAGAGGACCAGGACGACCCCUGGACUGGGAGCCUCAGAGGGCUGAGGCGCCUACAGAGCCCAGGCCCACACAUAGCCUGGGCACCCCGCAGCUGCCCCAGCGCCACCAAGUGGCGACAUCCUGUCAUCCCCGCCUGGAGUCACUGCGCACGCUGGCCAACCGCAAGGCCUCGCCACCACUGGACCGCAGCAGCUCCAUGGACUGCCUGGCAGAGAGCUCUGUGCGCCUCGCAGCCCGGAGGAGAAACCUGUCUGGGGAACCCAGGACCAGGCAGGGCUCCACCGAGCCCUCAGGUAGUGGGGAUCCCAGGACACCUCUAUCCCCACUCAAGGACAGCGGCUCCCCAAGCACUUCGCCUCUCUGACUGCUUUAGCAUCUGGCUCCCAAUGUUCAGCAACAGACGUUUCCAGCCAGCUUCCUCGAAUCAUCUUGCUCCCAUGGGCAUUCUCUCCCAUCUGUCCAUCUGUCCGUGCAGCUUCUGCCCAGCCCCCAUCUGUUA
This is a messenger RNA of Jaculus jaculus (lesser Egyptian jerboa), 8133 nucleotides long. It is a transcript of the gene Hivep3, whose product is annotated as HIVEP zinc finger 3. Gene Ontology annotation, molecular function: RNA polymerase II cis-regulatory region sequence-specific DNA binding; DNA-binding transcription factor activity, RNA polymerase II-specific. Gene Ontology annotation, cellular component: nucleus. NCBI's taxonomy places the organism in Eukaryota, Metazoa, Chordata, Mammalia, Rodentia, Dipodidae. The record is from RefSeq and is a predicted model, not a curated record. The transcript is spliced from 8 exons. Gene Ontology annotation, biological process: regulation of transcription by RNA polymerase II. The coding region runs from base 793 to 7998 and encodes 2401 amino acids.